UCGGGCUAUAUGCAAGUAGCGAUAUCAAUUUCUUAUCUGCGGUGUAAUCUAUGACUAAUUUUUUGAAGCAACUACAAUUUUAGGCUUUAGUCAUUUUGAUUUUUUCAAUUAUGGACAACACAGAAAUUAACGUGAACUUUAAAGAUAUAAAAUUGUUAGAAUGGAUCGGGGGAGGUGGCUUUGGAGAGGUACACAAAGGAAUCUGGCGAAUUCAUGGUCAAAAAACAGAUAUUGCUGUGAAAAUUACAACUUAUGAUUACAGAAAUGAAAAGAACAAAGAUAAAAUCGCAGUCUUUCGAAAAAUCGAAAAUUUACAAAAAUGUAUACAUCCGAAUAUUAUAAGAUUGUACGGAGUCUCUAAAACAAGCGACAACAGAAUUUGCUUUAUUUUGGAGUAUGCAGAUUGUGGAUCACUCUACGAAUUCUUGCACCGCACGAAGAGGGAAGCUUCGUUCAGCGAGAGGAUUGAUUGGAUGCUACAAUGUGCCAAGGCUUUGAAGUACUUGCAUAGAAAAAAAAUAGUCCAUCGAUCUCUAAGUACGCGCAAUUUAUUACUAUUCGAUAAGUAUCGUGUAUUAAAAAUAAGUGAUAUUUAUCAAGUGAAGAAAUUUCGUAUUGUGCCAGAUCCUUAUUUGGCUCCAGAAUACUGGGACACUAAUGAAAUAUAUACAGAAAAGUGUAAUAUAUUUAGCUUUGGCAUUAUUUUUUUGGAAGUAAUGUUUAGGAAAUGGCUAAAUAAUGGUAAGACCUGAAAAUUAUGUCCAGAU
Messenger RNA from Drosophila sulfurigaster albostrigata, 767 nucleotides. RefSeq names its product mitogen-activated protein kinase kinase kinase 7-like. The transcript is spliced from 4 exons. The record is from RefSeq and is a predicted model, not a curated record. Gene Ontology annotation, molecular function: magnesium ion binding; MAP kinase kinase kinase activity; ATP binding. The coding region runs from base 111 to 752 and encodes 213 amino acids. Gene Ontology annotation, biological process: positive regulation of canonical NF-kappaB signal transduction; protein phosphorylation; JNK cascade. Lineage: Eukaryota; Metazoa; Arthropoda; Insecta; Diptera; Drosophilidae.